Messenger RNA from Austrofundulus limnaeus, 3157 nucleotides. RefSeq lists its product as uncharacterized. The record is from RefSeq and is a predicted model, not a curated record. NCBI's taxonomy places the organism in Eukaryota, Metazoa, Chordata, Actinopteri, Cyprinodontiformes, Rivulidae.
AUACUAUCAUGUUUAUCAAAACUAGAAUUGAUAAGGAACAGAAAUAUGUGAAGAUUAGUGAACCAAGCCUGGAAGARUUCUUGAAUUCUGCUUUCACUAAGUUCUCCAUUCCACCUGUCCAUGGGCGUGUCAGAGUUUUUGAUGACACUGGAACUGAGGUGGAUGCAGACACAUUUGAGGAACUGCUGAAGCAACCCAGCAUUGGUGUAUUUACUAUAAUGUUUUGUGAUGCUUCUUCAGAGAGAACUGUGUCCAACUUUGCUCAAGGGUCACUGUCAUCUCACUGUAACCUGGAGGCAUCAUUAUCCCACAGCCCAGUGGAUAAAACUGAUUCAGCAGCAGAGCUCUCACACUGUGACUCUGAUGCCAUCCUGGAACUUCUAGCAUGCAGCUCUGAUAAACCCAACAACAAUGAGAAUAAUGGUCCUCCCAGUAAACGGCAGAAAAUGAAAUGGAUGGAGAAUACUGCAAAAGAGUUAGUUGAAUUAGCACUGACCAGGAAACCAGGUGGAGAUCAAAUUAUCAAGGAAUAUAUGCGGUCACAAAGCCUCACAGACUGCUCACGACGAAAGUUAGUUAACAUUCUCGCUGCGGACAUGAGYGAAAUUCAUGGGACAGCACCACCACGGCAUGUGAGAGAGAUGUAUGCUCAAGGCAUAAUUGAAAUGUUCCCAAACCUGCGGGAUCCAUAUUCCAAAAAUGGAUAUGAACAUUUCUAUUAUGGGGAAGGUGGCAGUGGUUACUUAGCAUGGAGGCUUAAAACCAUCCAGAGGAAGAACAACUCAUCAGAAGGGAGAAGAUCAUCAGAAGGGAGAAGGUCAUCAGAAGGGAGAAGGUCAUCAGAAGGGAGGUCAUCAGAAGGGAGAAGGUCAUCAUGUCUGACUGGGGGUGGACCAACAGCCAGAAGAAAUGCUUCAUUUAACCCUGAGAUAACCCUAAGUGAAGAACAAUGUAAGGAGGUCAUUUCCUUCAUGAAAUGUUCUUCUGAUGAGGUCACUAUCAAGAACAAGAUGAAGAUGACGUUUUAUUAUCGUCGCAAGAUGGUCCUGGACGAAAAGGGAUCUUCUAAUGUCUUGACUGAAUUUCCUUGCUUCAGAGAUGUCAAAGGCUUGAUUGAUCAAGAUUUCAUUCUGGAAUUUGGAGAAGAUAUAGCUUCCAGGUUUUUGGAGAGAUGGCCUACUUUUUUCAAGCAGAAAGUCAUCCAGCUGAGCAAGACUCUCCCUACUUCAAAUGACCUUGAAGAACUGAUCAAUUGUGCUGAAGGAGCAUCAAGUGAGGAAUUGGAGGCCAACCGUACCUCUGACUGGGACAGUGAUCUUGCUUCCAUCAUUCUCCUUCUCCACCUGAUUCCUCCUUCCUGUCAAGGUCGCAAAAGGCCUGGCAAGGUUUCUGCAUCCCAAGCCGAGAAGCACCUUGUGGUCUUCAAGAAGAGUGGAACAAACAUCCAGGAACAUGUSGAUGCCAUUAGCUCCUCUACACAACCAUAUCUACUUGCUGUUGGAACAAAGAAGAGCACCAUUCAUGAGUUUUUUAUUGUUCUGGACAAGCAGGUCAUACCAUGCAAGUCGGCCAGUUCUCUUGGAGCUUUUGAUGAACUUUUUAAGGCUCACUUUGUACUUGGCACUGUUUAUAAUCAAAUGCUCCACAACAUGUUUGUCUUUAUACAAACAACCGUCUACAACAUAGAUGUUGGUAAAGUUCAUGAGACUCCACGUGUUGCAGAGAUACGGGCUAGGCUACUUAACUAAGCAAAGAAGUAAUCAGUUUGGAAUGAGCAACAGGCCCUGUGAUGGACUUGCGACCUGUCCAGGGUGUACCCCGCCCCUCGCACUGUGACUGCUGGAUAUGGGCACCAGUGACCCACGCAACCCUGAAAAGGAAAGAAGCGUGUACAGAAAAUGGGUGGGUGGAUGGAAUGAGCAACAAGUUUGCCCAUAAGUGUGAUCACUUUCUUACGGUAGAAUAUUUUUCUAUUUUACUCUUGUCUAUUGUGAUACUGUUUUGAGAUUUUUUUCCAUUUCACUUAGUAAAUUUACAGAACUAUGGGAAGGAUUUGUUUUGUUUGUCUGAAACAUUUUGUUCGUAYCAACAUGCUUGUUUGGAAUAUGUAAUUGAGUCAUGGUUUCUGUCCUGGUAACCCAACCUGGUGUCCUAACCUAAAAUGUGCUCUGGGAGGUUUUUGCCAUAUUUUUUGACACAUUUUCAGGAAUUAGAAAGCAUUUAAACACAAACCAUGCUAAGCAAUUUGAACAUGAAGCUGAAACCAUUGACAGGACGUGGCCUUGUUGCAGAUGAUAUCCCAUCUCAAGAUUUUGUAGAGUCUGUAAGUAGUUCUUCUUAAGUCUUAACUGUGCCAACCAACUAUAAAGUAGUAAUGGAUGUCACCUUUUUUAUUUAGAAACUAAUUUUUGAUUAUCUACCCGAAAUAAUCUUGCAGAUUUAUGUAUUUCUGAAUGUUGUGAUUGUAAAAUAUGUUAAAUUCCAAAAGGUUGUACAGGAUUUUAUCAGUAAUAGGAGCAAAAUCCUCCAAUUGGUGUUAACUUCUUUAAAACUCUGAUAUCUGAUCCUUUGGUUUCUUUCAUGGCAAAAAUUUGUACUUCAAACUAAGAAAAUGGGUGCUUUUCAGUUUUUGUCACUAACCAAUUUCAUUUAACUAGAUAAGGAAAUUUGUCCUAAGUUAAAAAUGGCGGAAACUAGAUACUGCAUAGUGGUAGCAUAUAAAAACUGCACAUAAGCAAAAGCACCAAUACACUAGAACUCAGAACUCACCAAAACAGAUUUGUUUUUGGUGGGGGUUCAGAGGUGGGGAUGCUCAUUGGCGAGCCUGAUGGAUAACCGUUCAGCAGAGCUAAACAACAAAAAAAAUCUGAAUCUCCUAUGCUGAAUAGUUUUUGAGAUAUAAGCAUUUAUGUUUGUCCAGCCGGAGAUGCCCUUUUCAGAUGGAGCUCUCUCCUCAAAUAUCGAGUCCAUGGUAAAAACCAUUGGCUGGCGCAGCAUAGGUCGGCCAUAUCUCUAUUUCUACCAAAUUUCAUAUUGCUAGGUGCAUCUGAAUUUUUUGUUUUGAGUGGGUGUCCAAGGGGCUCACUGGUGGGCCCGACAGAAACACCUUCAUCAGUGCUAAACAAAAAAAAUAAUAAAUAAAUAAUAAUAAUCUAAA